AUGCAAUCGCCCAGUCCUGGCGUACUGACGCACCAGAGUGAGUCCAUCGAAAUGCCAAUCAUUGUUCCAGCCACGACAGACUAUUCAAAUGGCAACCCUUUAGUGGAGGAUGAGGUUCCUGACCAUGCGACAAGCGCCAUUCCCGAUGGUGGCUAUGGCUGGACCAUAGUAGCUUCCUGCUUCAUUCUUCUAUUCUGGAUCAAUGGUUACACUACAGCUUGGGGUGUCUUGCAAGCAGCCAUUGUUCAAUCACCUCGGUUGCAUACAAACAUCCGCACCAUCACCUUCGUUGGCAGCUUAUACAUGGCAUGCAUGGUUGCUUUUGGCUUGGCCUCGGUCAGAUUAUCAAGGCAAUUCGGCAUCCGACUCACUAGUCUGACAGCGACUAUACUCUUCGGCGCCGGCUUAAUCAUCACCAGUUUUACUCUAGAGCAUCUCGCAGGCUUGUUCUGUGUAGCUGGACUACUUGUUGGCCUGUCAACAUCGCUGUUGUACACAGCUACGAACACGCUACCCGUGCAAUGGUUCAGCAGCAAACUCGGCACAGCAAACGGAAUAGUCAAAGCAGGAGGUGGUGUGGGGGCCACAGUCCUCCCGUUGGCGACCCAAGCCAUGAUCAGCAAAGUCGGACUGCAAUGGACUUUUAGAAUUCUUGGUUUCUCUAUCCUGGCAACAGGAAUUCCCUCCGCAUUGUUCCUGAAGGACUUUGUUCGCAACAGCUCGACGUCUCGAUUUGACUGGUCACAAUUGAAGAGCAUGUCUUUCCUCACACUGGCUAUGGCGGGAGCUGUUGGAGUGUUCGCCCUGUUCGUUCCUCCAUUUUUUCUACCUGUCUUUGCUAGAUCCAUCGGCCUAUCUGCCUCAACAGGUGCUGGAUUAGUAGCAGGAUUCGGUGCAUCGACAGCAGUUGGACGAUUUGCUGGAGGCUGGAUUUGUGAUAAGAUUGGCGCUUUCAAUGCGUUGGCUCUGGCAGCUUCGAUCAACAGCGUGUCUAUGCUAGCCAUCUGGCCUGUCAGCUCGUCGUUGCCGCCACUUUUUGUCUUUGCAAUCAUCAACGGUUGUGCAAAUGGGAGCUUUUUCGUGGCAUUGCCGACAGCAGUGGCGACACUUGCUCCAGGAUCCGCAGCAGCAUCAAUUAGCUUGAUGACCUCUUUCUGGACUCCUGGAUACUUGAUGGGUGCGCCUAUUGCUGGUAUUCUGAUUGACUCACAGCACGCAUCAGAAGCAUCUUCUAUUGAGCCGUACAGAGCGGCUAUUUUCUAUGCAGCAGGUGUUGGAUCUCUUGCUACUUUGCUUGUUAUAGUUUCUCGAAUGACUCUAAGUGGGAAGUUGAUCAAAAGGUUGUAG
Fusarium venenatum is the source of this 1347-nucleotide messenger RNA. Its product is annotated as major facilitator superfamily domain-containing protein. Gene Ontology annotation, biological process: transmembrane transport. NCBI's taxonomy places the organism in Eukaryota, Fungi, Ascomycota, Sordariomycetes, Hypocreales, Nectriaceae. Gene Ontology annotation, cellular component: membrane. Gene Ontology annotation, molecular function: transmembrane transporter activity. The record is from RefSeq and is a predicted model, not a curated record.